AUGGGAAUUGGAAGAGUAUUGGUACAGCCAGAAAAUGAAAAUAUUUUACUCUCCUACUAUUGCUGCUAUUCUGAAGCUUUAUUCCAUACCGGUGAAAAAGAAUUGGCUAUCGAUUACGCGGAAAGAGCAGUCAAUUUGGCAAAAGAAGAAGCUGUAGAUCCUUCUGUGCGUGAAUAUGUCAGUGAUUUUGCAAAACAAAUUAGAAGAGAUGUUUCACGUUCAAAACGAAGUGAAAAUUCGUUGUUAAAAUGGACUUUUUAG
Molecule: messenger RNA, 261 nt
Organism: Meloidogyne enterolobii
Lineage: Eukaryota; Metazoa; Nematoda; Chromadorea; Rhabditida; Meloidogynidae
Source: the annotation of a GenBank genome assembly